Messenger RNA from Rhopalosiphum padi (bird cherry-oat aphid), 1736 nucleotides. Its product is annotated as pickpocket protein 28-like. Gene Ontology annotation, cellular component: membrane. The record is from RefSeq and is a predicted model, not a curated record. The transcript has 8 exons. Gene Ontology annotation, molecular function: ligand-gated sodium channel activity. NCBI's taxonomy places the organism in Eukaryota, Metazoa, Arthropoda, Insecta, Hemiptera, Aphididae. Gene Ontology annotation, biological process: sodium ion transmembrane transport. The coding region runs from base 610 to 1548 and encodes 312 amino acids.
AGUUUAUGAAAUAAUUCAAUGAUCUUAGUUGUCUCUAUAUUUUAUAUAUUUUCUCAAUUGUCGUGCAAUGAUUUUAUAUGAAAAGUUUACUAAACUAAAAAUAAUUCAUUUAGGUAUAAAGUAAAUAGAUUUAAAAACUAUCAGUCAGUAUUAAAAUAUUAUAAUUUUAAUCAACUAUUAUACAAAAUAUAAAAUGUAUGUAUCUACACCAUCACGUAAAAGGAUUUUAUUUUCUUCAUUUACAAUCACGAGAUGUGGGCCUUGUUCAAUAUUAAUGAGCGUAAAUGAAUCUUGUACUUGUCCAGAUGGCAAUAAAAAAAACAUGACAUCCGUUAAUGUAUGGGUUACAAUGACGUUUAUAUUAUGAUUAUAUAUUUACAUUUAUUGACUAAGGGACAUACAAAUUACAAAUUCACUAUCCAGAAAUUACAACGAUGUAUUAACUAAGUUUUAAUUUAAUUUUUGCUUUGAACGUAUUAACAGAAUCUGUCAUUUCCGUGUAAAGAAGUAGUCAAGUCAUUUUUUUGGUUACGGAAAAUUGAAUUCGAUCCUUGCAACCUUUUGUUUCAAGAAACGUUUACGUCGUAUGGUUUGUGCUACUCAUUCAAUAUGAUGCCAAUGAGAGAUUUAUUGAACGGUGUUGACGAAUGGUCGCAGGAGUCCAAUAACUAUAGUUGGAAAAAGUAUCAAAGUAGCUGGAAGCCGGAUACCGGAUAUAAUAGCGAUGCGCUGACUAGUCAUUUGCCAUUGAGGACGUUUGGUGACGGUGACUAUCACAGUGCUACUAUGGAAUUAGAACUUCACACCGAAGACAUGAACAAAGAAUGUGCACAUGGGUUGGACGUAUUCUACAUAUUGAUCCAUAGUCCAGCUGAAUGGCCUGACAAGUCACAUCCGACAUUAUUAGCCAGCAUCAAUAUGAUCACGACUAUUUCAAUUAAACCGGUUUUGCUUACUACCGCUAAAGAGCUAAUACCGUGGGAUCCCAAAAUAAGGCAUUGUUACUUUCAAAAUGAGAGUAAAUUAAAAUUUUUCAAAGUUUACACUCAAAAUAAUUGUGUCUUAGAGUGUCGCAGCUUUAGUAUAUUGUCACAGUGUGGUUGUGUGCCUUUUUACUUUUUAAGAAUGAAAAAUACGCCAGUUUGCGGACCUGCUAAAAUGUCUUGUUGGGUGACUGCCUCACAGGCUUCGUCAGAUUCAUGUGAUUGUUUACCAGGGUGUACUGAGUUUUUUUUCAAAACAUCGUCAAUGAAUGCACAGCGCACGGAAAAUGCUCAAAAAAAUAAAAAUAACCUAUUAUCUAGUUCUUUGAUAUUAAGUGUUUAUUAUCAAAGUAAAAAUUUCAUCGGACUUAAUCGAAUAAUGACUUUUACAUUUGGUCAAUUUAUGGGUAACGUAGGUGGAAUAAUGGGAUUGUGCUUGGGAUUUAGCUUUUUGAGUUUGGUUGAAAUUAUUUAUUUUUUAACACUCAGACCAUUCGUAAACUUUUGUAACUCGAAAAAAAAAUUGAAAAAAGUUGCUCCGACACUCGGAUUUGAAGAAGAGUAAGAAGAGUCGAAUUGAUCUGAUUUAGUUCAAUUAAACAACAACAGUAAUAAUAAUUUGUCAGAUAUUGUUUGAAAAUUGGAGACACGUGCGCACAUUCUUAUCUACACAACGUAAUACAUUAUCAAUUUUAACUAUACACAUUUAUUAUUAGAUUUUCUGUAUUUAUAUAUAAUACAUUUGUAUUGCAC